Nematocida parisii ERTm1 is the source of this 2116-nucleotide messenger RNA. RefSeq lists its product as uncharacterized. The transcript has a single exon. Lineage: Eukaryota; Fungi; Microsporidia. Gene Ontology annotation, cellular component: membrane; cytoplasm. The coding region runs from base 1 to 1722 and encodes 573 amino acids. The record is from RefSeq and is a predicted model, not a curated record.
AUGAAAUAUUCUUUGAGUGUCCCCUGGAUUUUAAUGAAGUUUAGUAAAACUUUGAAAGAAAAGCAAGUGCAAGAAUGGAGAGCUAAGUAUUUGAAUUAUGAAGACCUAAAAGAAAAGAUUGAUAUGACAGAGGAUGCGUUCAUUAGUGAGAUUAAUAAAGAAGUAGAGAAAGUAGAGGCCUUCUAUAAAAUAUUGGAAAGAGGAAUAUUACGGGGCUUAGCUGAUUUGCUAGAAUUAUUUCCAGAGGAGGACUUUCCAUAUGCAUAUGAAAUGGUAUAUGAGAACUGGAAAUUGGCCAUGGCCAAGUCAGUGAGUGUUCGGCAUAAAAGAAGCCGGCAGGAAAGGCUACCCAAAAAAUCAAUUCACAAAGUUCGGGAGAACAAGGUUUUAGAAUUUUAUGUUGCUCUGAAUAAAAUUGUGCAGUAUAAGCGUAUGAAUAUAACAGGGUUCAGAAAAAUAUUAAAGAAGUAUGACAAGAAAAAUGGAACAAGCAUACAGGGCCGAAUGAUGGAGGAAAUACGCACGAGAUCCACAUUUGUACAGCAGACUGUAGAGGAAAUCAUUGAAUUUACAAGGUACCUGCAUAAGGAAAUAACGCCAAAUAGGCAUAGGGAUAAGGCAAAAAGACUUGUAGCAGAUUUAACAGAAGAAGACGCGCAGGGAGAUGGAAAGAGCUUUGCUGCAGGCGCGAUGAUGAGUGCUGGCCUAUUUAUGAUGGGGCUCUCUCUGCAGAAUAAUACAAAUAUCAUGUACUAUGGAGCUCUUUAUACAUUUGACAUACUUUUCCUUUCUUUAGGAGUGCUGUUUUAUGUGUGCCGUAAAAACCUGGUCAACUACAGUCUAAUUCUUGAGCUAAACCUUAAGCCAAAGUUUAAAAUAUCCAGCUACUUUCUUAUGUGCACCAUUGUAUUUUUAAUGCAUUCGGUUGCAGGGUACUUAGAUAUACCAAGCUGGCUGAUAUAUAUUUUAACAGUGUGCAUCAUUUGCAUGCCAAUAGAUCACUUUUAUAAGGAAAUUCGUAUGUACCUAUUACAGACGGUUUCGGAGGUGCUGGCAUGCAGUGUUCUAGGAAAAGUUCACUUCAAGCACUUUUUUAUUGCAGACUAUUUUAUAAGCAUUCGCUCUGCGCUGCUUCUGUCAAUCACCAUGGGCCUGCAUGAGGCCCCAGGGCCCAAGAUUACAUGCUGUAUUUUGUAUAUUCCUAUAAUGAUUCGUGUAUUCCAGUGCAUUAGAAGACACAUUGAGAAGACGAACCGGCAGCCAUUUCCUCACUUGUAUAAUACAUUAAAAUAUAUGAUCUCAUUUACCAGUGAUACUUUACUGAUCUUAUCUGAUACUAUAAAUAUCUGGGUGUGCGUGGGUGCAUUACUAAUUUCCAACGGCUUUGGAAUGUUCUGGGAUGUGUAUGUUGACUGGAUGCUGUGGAGUAGGCCAAAGGUAUACCACAGAGAAGUGUAUAUUUUUGCCUGCCUGUUUAAUCUAAUUGUGCGAAUUUUGGCAGUUUCAAGCCCUCUGGUAAGCCUGGCAAUGCAAGAUUACCAGUUUGAAGCCAAACUCAAGAUUAAAUUAGUAAUGUGCUUCCUAGAGAUGAGCAGAAGAAUCAUAUGGGGAAUAGUGCGUAUAGAAGUGGAGCACUUAAAUAACUGCAAUAGACUAAAAGCGAUUAGUGGGCCACUGAAUGAUCUUUUCUAUCUUGAGGACGAUGGCCACAUUGAAAUAUAACCCAAAUUAUCCACAACCGGCAGUAUACCUUUAAAUACCCACUAAACCCGAAUAGCGCAGGUAGUGCAUUAUUAUUAUGAUAAAACAAAGGUAUAUUCUGCUUCCCGUAUAUAUUCUGGGCAGGCCUAUCCAGUAUAAAGAACUGUGAAAGUAUUAAAUCUAGUAAUUUCGGGCUAUUUAAGAAUAACCCGAAUAGAUGAACACUCUACAUAUUCUAAAAUACACAGCCUCUUAACAGAGUUAAAUAUAAGAAAAUUAAUAAUUCUACUAUCAGAGAUAAGCUCAGUAGAUAAAUACUGAUGUAGUGACUAUGUCUAGCAUGUAUAAUAAAUGCCACUAAUAAUUUUAAUUGGCAUUUAUUAUACUAUUCUAGCUAUUAAUAAAUAAAGAAUAC